Molecule: messenger RNA, 1572 nt
Organism: Aspergillus candidus
Lineage: Eukaryota; Fungi; Ascomycota; Eurotiomycetes; Eurotiales; Aspergillaceae
Exons: 2
Coding region: 1-1572 (523 amino acids)
Source: RefSeq, a predicted model, not a curated record
AUGUCGGGUGAUGAAAGACUGGACGAACUUAUCUGCGAAGGGGAGAUGGAGAAGGACGCGAUCAUGGAUCGAAUGAUAAAGCUGAACAGAGACAGAUACAAGGAUGUCCGCUUAAAGGAGCUCUUCUACAAACACGCGACAAGGACAAGAUCUGGAGAGUGGUGCACCUCCGAGGAAGGGUUCCUGUCCUUUUUGCACAAACACGGCGCUCUCCCGCUGUCUUUGCAGGAACAGGGACGCAUCCUCUACCAGGUCUUCCUCUACUUAUCUGUGUUCCCCUUUGUCCGGAGCCCUCCCAAGGCCAUGACGGUCGAAGAGUUCUUUCGGGCGUGCGAGUUUUCCGAUUUGCUUGAAUUGAGGCUGAGCGGUGGACAUACUAGGGAAUCCUGGCGGUACCGAACAAAGUCAGACCGCAGGCGACUAGUAUUCCAGAGCCUGGCUACGGCGCGCGAUGGGCGAAAGCUGCCCUUUGACGCCGAGGAGUGGAGCAGGCAGGCAGCGUGGAGAUCGUCUGAGCUGGACGGUGUGUCGUCGCAAGACCCGGAGGCACAGUGCUCCAACUAUGACGAGCACGGGGAUGAGAUGUAUUACGACACCUUGUGCUUCAUUUGGGCUUCCCAGUGGCGCCUAGCGGGGCCGGUGGUCCCCCUGGAGCAUUUUCGCGGGUUGGCAAGAGAAUUACAUGGGGAUGACUUGCAUCUCCACCAUCUUUCAAUCCCCCGGGACAGGUUCCGCUGCUUGGUCAAGUUUCUGUUGCUUGGCCAGUUUGGGAACACCGGGGGUAUGGAAAUCAGCAAAUUUUCCGACCUCGAUCGAGUUGUCAACAGCAUGGUUCGACCGUUCUUUCGCAUUGCCGGUGUAGGGAUCACCUGGCCAAUGUUUGACGAUGCCAUGCGAUUAAUGCCUUACUUGCUCCAACCGAUCUCGGAAAUAGCGACAAGGUUCUCCAGAACCAAACCAAGCCGACCCGCUGUGUCCGCUAUGAAAGGGCUGCUGAGUGAUUACGAGACCUCCUUGACACUUGCCCGUUUCGCUCAACUCCGACUCUGUUUUGGGUGCGACCUCAUCUGGAAUAAGUUGCGGGCACCUCAACGAUACGAGGCCCCCUGCAAUGUCACCUGCGUGCUCGAUUCACUCAACGCAGCCGAGCCCCGGAACGCAGGGCGACUUACCAUCCUUCUUAUCUACGGCAAGACCUCACACACAGACGAAGAUGUCAUUUUCGGAGCAGUCAUCCCCAAUCCAUCGGUGGAUGUCUCGGCGAUCCAUGAUGCGUCGAAGGAGUAUUACUAUGCACGCUCCUGUUGUUUGUUCGAACUAAGCCCGGGACAUGACAUAUCACGAGGAAAUAUUGGACGGCCAGGCUGGACUGCUUCUCGAGACCGGCUCUGCUUUGGUGAUACAGCGGACGGGGCUGCGAUGAUUCUGGAGGCGAGUAUGACUCGGGCGACUCUCAUCAAGAAUGUGAACCAAACGAACCCGAUUUACUCUGUCAGUCCAUGGAGGGAGGAUGGUUUGGUUGAGGUGUGCAUAGAAUCGAUUGAGGUCUGGAAGGCGACGAGAAGGUCUUAG